Molecule: messenger RNA, 516 nt
Organism: Fraxinus pennsylvanica
Lineage: Eukaryota; Viridiplantae; Streptophyta; Magnoliopsida; Lamiales; Oleaceae
Source: the annotation of a GenBank genome assembly
AUGGACAGGGCAGGGAAGAUGCAUCUUAAGCAUGUUUUGCAACCUUUCUUUAGAGCAAAUGCAUGUGAAUUUGCUCUUCAUUGGAGAGGGGGAACAAUUGGCAAAAUAAAGACGCAGAGUUUAAUUCUUCAACCCAGUUUUGUUGAUAAGGUUGGUCCUAGGAAAAUGUCGGGAACCGAGGAAGUCAAUGCGCAAACAGAAGAUUUUAUGGAGGACUCUAGCAAGCCAAUGCCAUCAACUCAACAGGAAGAGGAAGCUGUUAAGAAGAAAUAUGGAGGAAUAAUGCCGAAGAAACCACCACUAAUUUCAAAGGAUCAUGAAAGAGCCUAUUUUGAUUCUGCUGAUUGGGCCCUGGGAAAACAAGGUAUAGAGAAACCGAAAGGACCACUUGAGGCUCUGCGGCCAAAGUUACAGCCGACGCAACAGCAAACACGAUACCGCAAAUCUCUGUGUGCUCCCGCAGAAGGUGAAGAUGGAAAUGCUGCCCCACCAGAGGAUGGGGCUGCAAAGGAAUGA